UUCGGCAUGGCUUCCAUCACAUUCUGGUUAAAGAGGAAGAUCGGCUAAAAACGGCCUUCGUAUUGUUUGAAGGCAUGUGGCAGUGGGUUCAGUCUCCGAUGAGAAUUUGUAACACGCCUGCCAUGUUUCAGCGAGCGAUGAACGUGACAUUCCAAAACUUCGACAGCAAGAUACGGCUGACUCAGGGAAUGAUCAACUUCUGCGUGAUCGUAUACAUCGACGACAUUCUUGUCUACUCGGAAACCUAUCACGGACAUGCACAACACAUCGAGUGGACGUUGGGAGCGCUAAGAGACGCUGGGUUCAUGAUCGCGCUCGAGAAGAGCGAAUUCUUCCUUUCAGAAAUUUUGUUCCCGGGUUACGUUGUGACACGUGGAGGAUUGCGGCCUGACUCAAGAAAGGUCGCGGCGGUAAGAGAAACUCUUGUUCCCAGGUCAUUGACGCAGGUUCGAGCCUUCUUGGGGUUGGCAUCGUACUAUCCCUGUUUCAUCAAAGGCUUCGCCGCGAUUGCACGACCACUAACGAACCUGUUACGAAAGGACCAGCCUCUCAGUUGGGACACGGAGUGCGGGCAGGCUUUCGCGACCCUCAAAGACGCUCUGGCGACGACACCUAUUUUGAUUCGACCGGACCCCUCGAAACAGUUCAUUCUCAUCACGGACUGGCAACCGGAGGCUAUUUCCGCUAUUUUGGCGCAGAAGGGGAACGAUGGUCGCGAACACGUCUUCGAGUACACGUCACGAAUGGUGUCGGACGAACGAAGGAAUGAUUCAGCACCUCAAGGCGAAUGCUAUGCAGUAGUUUGGGGAAUCCAGCACUUCCAUCCGUAUCUUUACGGACAGAAGUUCCACCUCGUGACGGAUCAUGAGCCUCUGCUGGCCUUGAAGAAGCUCAUGAUUGGACGUUGGGCGGUACGACUACAGGAGUACGGCUUCAACAUCAUCCAGCGGAAGACAGAGAGACACGGCAACGCAGACGGACUGAUACGUCUACAUCGGCCCGCUAAAGUACCUAAGGGCGAGGAAAUCACUCCGUGGAAGGAGUCAGAACCGGCGAAUGGGCCUAAGUACGGACAAGUGGCAGUUCUCCAACGUGGCAAGAAGCAGACCGGUGACAAUGGGUGAUGGAGGUAAUCUCAUAACCCGUCUUUCUCCCCUCUCCUCUUCAUCUCUUCUCUUCCUGCCUGAUAAAUUUUGCUAUUUUUG
Chara braunii is the source of this 1205-nucleotide messenger RNA. The record is from the annotation of a GenBank genome assembly. Lineage: Eukaryota; Viridiplantae; Streptophyta; Charophyceae; Charales; Characeae.